GUGGGGUCAGCAAGACCAACUCUACAGCUAUGGGAGAAUCUGCGUUCACCUCUUUUCCAAGCCCACCUGUUCUGGGGAAGCUGAAAAGAAACAUGAUGCCCCGGGCUUUACAGAAGAAACGAGAAAUCCACAUGGCCCAGGCCCAUCGGAGACGAGCUGCGAGGUCUGCUCUGCCCAUGAGACUCACCAGCUGCAUCUUCCAGAGGCCGGUGACAAGGAUCAGGUCUCAUCCUGACAACCAGGUCAGGCGCAGGAAAGGGGAUGAGCACCUGGAGAAGCCUCAGCAACUCUGCGCCUACCGGAGAAUGCAGGCCCUGCAGCCCUGCAGCAGCCAAGGAGAAGGUUCAAAUCCACGGCAUUUGGAGAGCGUCUUAAGUAUCCUUGCACUGGGGAUGGCCGGUGACUCUCCUCCGGACAGAGCUGGUGCUGAGCGUGUGCACAGCCGGCCCGAGCCCACCCCUGGGCAGUUUCCAGCUGUGGCAGGGGGGCCAACCCCAGGAGUGGGUUGUCAGCUCCCACUGCCCCUCUCUGGCCAAUUGGUGACUCCUGCAGAUAUCCGGAGACAGGCCAGGAGGGUGAAGAAAGCCAGGGAGAGACUGGCCAAGGCCUUGCAGGCAGACAGGCUGGCCAGGCAGGCAGAAAGGCUGACAGGAAGAUGAAGCGCAGUCCUGGACUUUGGGUCCCUUUCUUUUAAUGUCCAUCCUCUUUCCUACUCUGAAUUGUCACACUUUUUCCUUCCCCACCAGUUCUUUAAUAAAAGUAUUUGAAAGGCAACA
Nomascus leucogenys (northern white-cheeked gibbon) is the source of this 776-nucleotide messenger RNA. Its product is annotated as methyl-CpG-binding domain protein 3-like 3. Lineage: Eukaryota; Metazoa; Chordata; Mammalia; Primates; Hylobatidae. The record is from RefSeq and is a predicted model, not a curated record.